AUGUUUUUUCAGGUGAAUUAUCAGAAUAUUGAUGCAACCAGAAGAUAUGGCAUUGUUGAUUUAAAUUGAAGUGGGUAUGCUAAAAUUAACUUACAGAAAAUGAGCAGGCUGAAUUAAUAGUUUCUCAAUUAAAAAGGAACUUUUUGUAAUGUAAAUGAGCCAGAAAUCAACAGAAAUUUACAGCCAGUCCACCCUGAUCGCUAUUGUAUUACUUACGACAGAAAUUUUUUUUUUGGUGGGGAAGAGGGGUGCUAAACUAAUCAAAAUUCCAUUAUAUAGUUUGAUUGACAGAUCAGUAACAUAAAUUGUCUUGUGCACCAUGUACAGUGCUGGACGGGAAUUCAGGUCACUUUAUGUUCAUCAAGUGGCGAGCUUAACUUGUUUAAUUUUUUUUUUGGCUUUUUUUUUUAAUCCUAGGUUGGGCACACCACACCAGGGACAUUGACGCUGAAGUUUGCUAAGCCAAGUGGUAACACAGUGUUCUUACAGCCGUCAAUCGUUGAGGAAAUCGAAUAUCACUUGGCAUUUACCCAACAAUACCUUCAUCAGCUACGGAAGGAAGCCGGUACAUUGGGUGAUAACUUAAUGCAGCUGCUAGUGGUUUCUACAGUAAAUGGCCAGGACUGUGCUACUGAAAAGAUAAGGGUAGAUGGAAUAAUGCCGUACACGUUUGUACAUGGUAGAAGCAAAACACCAUCCUCAAAAAUAGAUCAGUCAGUCGGUGAUGGAAGUCCUUCGUAUUGUCAACCUGAAGAAAAUUCGGAUCCACCUAUUUACCAGGAAGUGAAAGACCCAACCGCGCUAAAUUACAAUGAUACACGACUUCAACAAGAACACGUCUUAGGUGCGGAAGGAGGCAAUCCUCCAGAGGACAAAGGGCAGCAAUCCCUUAAAGAGGGACCAUCCCCAGAUAGAGGAGAAAAGAACCCACCAUACCCUUCUAUUCAUCAGGCAGUUAGCCAUCAAAACACAUCGGAUACUGGUGCUAAGGAGCUCUCAUCAGGUGCAAGUGUGAAGAAUCCACCUUAUCCUCCAAUUCACCGAGCGGUUAGAGAUCAAACUACACCAAAGGACACGGGACAACGACUCUUGAAGGAGAAUUCCUCCUCGAGUGGAGAAGAAAAGAAUCCAUCCUAUCCUUCUAUUCACCAGGCAGUUAGUGACCAAUGCACACCAAAAACCGAUCAGCAAGAAGACUCCUCAAAUAUAGGUACGAACAAUCCACAGUAUCCUCCAAUUCAUCAGGCGGUCAGAGAUCAACCUGCACCAGAAGACACAGGACACGUAAUCUUCAGGGAGUAUCCCCCCUCAGGUGGAGAAGAAAAGAAUCCAUCCUAUCCUUCUAUUCACCAAGCAGUUAGUGAUCAACGAACACCGGACACUGGUCAACAAGAAGACUCGUCAGCCACAGGUACGAACAAUCCAAAGUAUCCUCCAAUUCAUCAGGCAGUCAGAGAUCAACAUACACCAGAGGACAUAGGACAACGACUCUUCAAGAGGGAUCCCCCCUCUGGUGGAGGAGAAAAUAAUCCAUCCUAUCCUUCCAUUCACCAAGCAGUUAGUGAUCAACAAACACCAGACACUGGUCAGCAAGAGGACUCGUCAGCCACAAGUACGAACAAUCCAAAGUAUCCUCCAAUUCAUCAGGCAGUCAGAGAUCAACAUACACCAGAGGAAAUAGGACAACGACUCUUUAAGGAGGACCCCCCCUCUGGUGGAGGAGAAAAUAAUCCAUCCUAUCCUUCCAUUCACCAAGCAGUUUGUGAUCAACGCACACCCGACACUGGUCGUACUAAGAACAAUUUACAGUAUCCUCCAGUUCAUCAAGCAGUCAGAGAUCAACCCACUCCAGAGAACAUAGGACAAUUACUCUUCGAGGAGGAACCCCCCUCAGGUAGAGAAGAAAAGAAUCCAUCCUAUCCUUCUCUUCACCAGGCAGUUGGUGAUCAACGCCUACCAGACACUAGUCAGCAAGAGUCUUCAAGUACAGGUACGAACAAUCCACAGUAUCCUCCAGUUCAUCAAGCGGUCAGAGAUCAAUUUACUCCAGAGGACAUAGGACAACGACUCUUCAAGGAAGAACCCCUCUCAGAUGGAGCAGAGAGGAAUCCGUCUUACCCUUUCAUUCACCAAGCAAUCAGUGAUCAACACACAACACACGAUCAGCAAGAACACUCAUUAAGGGCAGGGGGAAACAAUCCACAAUAUCCUCCAAUUCACCGAGCAGUCAGAGAUCAACCCACAACAGAAGACGUAGAUCAACGACCCCCGCGGACGGAACAGUCCUCAGAUGGAGGAGAAAAGAAUCCAACAUACCCUUCCAUUCAUCACGCAGUUGACGAUCGAAGUGAACUACACGCGGGUCAUUUGAGAAACUCUCCAGGCGCAGGUGCAAACAAUCCACCAUACCCUCCCAUUCAUCAAGCAGUUAGCGAUCAGCCACCAGACUCCAGAGACCAUGAGCACUCAUCAAAUGCAAGUGAAGCCGAUACUUCCCAGCGCGUACCUAGAGGUCAGAAUAUAACGGAAAACACUGGGCGCCAAAAUACAGGAGCUCAGUGUGAUUGA
Molecule: messenger RNA, 2568 nt
Organism: Pocillopora meandrina
Lineage: Eukaryota; Metazoa; Cnidaria; Anthozoa; Scleractinia; Pocilloporidae
Source: the annotation of a GenBank genome assembly